GUCUUUGGACGGAGUAGACCACAUGGGGCUCCUGCUAAAUAAAUAAAUAGGCGCAAUGCCUGCCUCUCCCAUUACCAUCUCUCUUCAUUCUCCCUCACUAGGGCUUCUAUCGGUCUAUUUUCCUCGACGAUGCCUUCCACGCCAUCUCUCUCCUCCAUGGGCAUGUUUGCCCUUAGUGCCAUGCAAUUGGCUGCGGGUGCAGUGUUCGAGUUCCCGUCCUGCCCGAAGGAUAUUCCCUUCAGCUGUCAGAACUCGACCGCAGUAGCGGACUCCUGCUGCUUCAAUUCCCCGGGAGGCGCCCUCCUGCAGACACAAUUCUGGGACACAGAUCCCCCAACUGGUCCUUCCGAUUCAUGGACCAUCCACGGACUCUGGCCUGAUAAUUGCGAUGGUAGCUAUGGGCAAUUCUGCGACAAGUCGCGCGAGUUCUCGAACAUCACCGCCAUUCUUCAGGAGCAGGGCCGGACCGAACUUCUGUCCUACAUGAAGAAAUACUGGCCCAGCUAUGAGGGCGAUGAUGAAGAAUUCUGGGAGCACGAGUGGAACAAGCACGGUACCUGCAUCAACACGAUUGAACCGAGCUGCUACAAGGAUUACACCCCGCAGAAGGAAGUGGGUGAUUAUUUGGAGAAGACUGUAGACCUUUUCAAGGGUCUGGAUAGCUACAAGGCUCUUGCCAAAGCCGGCAUCGUCCCCGAUUCCUCCAAGACCUACAAAAAGAGUGAGAUCGAAUCCGCUCUUGCUGCGAUUCAUGACGGCAAGAAGCCCUACAUCGGCUGCGAUGACGGUGCGCUGAACGAGAUUUGGUAUUUCUAUAACAUCAAGGGCAAUGCGAUUACCGGCGAGUACCAGGCAAUUGACACUCUUACGUCUUCUGGAUGUUCCUCCUCUGGUAUUAAGUACUUGCCCAAGAAGAGCGAGAACUCCACUGCGCCAGCCUGGAAGUUCCGUAGCGACAAGGCUAGCCAGUCUAUUCGCUUCAACUGAGAAUGUUCAGUAUAAGGGGCGGUUAAGAUGGAAGCUGUAUGUUCUACGAGUACUGUAUGUCUAUUGGUGCGUUAGGCUGUGCAAUGAUGUAUGUACAUAUUAUUAGGAGGUUUUGAAUGGAUCUAUGUGCACAUGUCACAAUGUCCUUGCAGUA
Molecule: messenger RNA, 1141 nt
Organism: Aspergillus pseudotamarii
Lineage: Eukaryota; Fungi; Ascomycota; Eurotiomycetes; Eurotiales; Aspergillaceae
Product: T2 family ribonuclease
Exons: 5
Coding region: 130-987 (285 amino acids)
Biological process (GO): RNA catabolic process
Cellular component (GO): extracellular region
Molecular function (GO): ribonuclease T2 activity; RNA binding
Source: RefSeq, a predicted model, not a curated record